Messenger RNA from Cydia amplana, 922 nucleotides. RefSeq lists its product as uncharacterized. Gene Ontology annotation, cellular component: cytoplasm. The transcript has a single exon. Gene Ontology annotation, biological process: DNA catabolic process. The coding region runs from base 2 to 904 and encodes 300 amino acids. NCBI's taxonomy places the organism in Eukaryota, Metazoa, Arthropoda, Insecta, Lepidoptera, Tortricidae. The record is from RefSeq and is a predicted model, not a curated record. Gene Ontology annotation, molecular function: nucleic acid binding; 3'-5'-DNA exonuclease activity.
AAUGCCUCACAUCGCAACUUACGUGUUCUUUGACCUGGAAACUACGGGUCUACCGCAUCUGGAGCGUAACAGGACCAAGAUUAUCGAGCUCUGCUUCGUUGCCACCUCAAGGAAGGAGAUAGAAAAAUGUCGAUACAGAGAAAUACCGCCGGUUAGUAAAAUAACAUUGGUUUUCAAUCCGCAGAGACCUAUGCAAUCCAAAGUUGUGGAAUUAACCGGAUUCACCAACAAGUUACUUGAACACGCGCCGACUUUUAAACAGAAAACUAAAAGUUUGGUAGCCUUUCUAGAAGAGCUUGAAAAACCGGUGUGUCUGGUCGCACAUAAUGGUAAUAUUUUCGACUAUAAAUUGCUACAAACAGAAUUCAAUGAGGCUGGCGAGACCCUACCAAGAGAUCUUCUAUGUGUAGAUUCCAUAAUAGGGUUUAGGAAACUCUUGAAAGGAACAACUAUUGAUUAUAAAACUUUAGAAGUCUCGCCACAGAGAGAUGAAGACUUAAUAACAGAUGACGAAGACGAAUGGCCUGAUAUUAAUGUGAGUAAUGAAGACUGGCAAGAAAUUGAUGACAUAUGCCUCUCAUUAUCUGAUAUGUCAUGUGAAGACAUUGAUGAAAAUGCCAAAGAAGAAAAGGGAACCAAAACCAGCAAUGAAAAAAUUAGGAAGAAAAAAACUGAAGCAAUUAAAAGGGUGAUGGAUAAAAAACCUAAACCUGACAAAGAAAGCUUUGCGUUGACUGCCCUCUAUAAAAGACUUCUGAACAGAGAAGAGCAGAAUGCGCACAGAGCUGAAGCGGAUUGUUUUAUGUUACUGUACUGUGUUGUGGCUAUGAAAAGCGACUUUCUGCCAUGGGCCGACGAUUCCUGUAAAAAGCUGACUGAAAUUAGGCCCCUUGAAAGGCAUUAGUUUUAGGAUGUUUUUUUA